Messenger RNA from Ambispora leptoticha, 2397 nucleotides. The record is from the annotation of a GenBank genome assembly. NCBI's taxonomy places the organism in Eukaryota, Fungi, Glomeromycota, Glomeromycetes, Archaeosporales, Ambisporaceae.
AUGAAAUCAUAUAUACAAAUACUGGGGUGUGCAACUCCAGACACCACACCCUCAGUACUAGUUCAUUUUGAUACGCGCGCUGCGCAACGGUAUCUUUUCAACUGUGGCGAGGGCACGCAGCGAGUAUGCCUGGAGAACAAAGUGCGGCUACCGAAAUUGCAGAAUAUUUUCACGACUCGUGUUGUUUGGGAGACAUUGGGUGGGCUUCCAGGAAUGCUGCUGAGUAUGGCAGACGCGGGAAUUCCAAGUGCUAGAAUACUCGGUGGUGAAAAUCUGACACACUUUCUCGUGGCCACGCGAAAUUUUAUAGUAAGAUCAACAAUGUCAGUUGAGACUCUUGAAUUUCCGGAAGACGGAAUGGAAUUCAAAGAUGAAAAUCUGAUUAUCAAAGCAGCUUUAAUUUAUCCCGAGGAUUUGCGUCAAUCAAUUGCAUCUGACAAUAAUUCAUCAUUGUCUACAGCAGAGAUCUCUUUACCACAAAAAAGGUCGCAUGACUUAGCAUCAUUAGAUCACUCGGAACAAAAAUCCUCUUCGUUAGACACCGCCGGAGAAACUGCGACUAAAUCGUCAUCGACAAAUACAACUCCCGAGAAAAGUUUGAGUGAUCAACGUCGCGAGUUUUUUCCUCAGCGAUUACCAAAAUCCAGAAUAUCAUCGACAUCUAUCGCGUAUAUAUGUAAAGGUCCAGACUAUAAAGGAAAAUUCAAUCCACAAGCUGCACAGGCUCUUGGGUUGCCUCCUGGCCCGCAGUAUGCCAAGUUGGUUAAUGGACAUUCGGUAACAACACCAGAUGGCAACACUGUGCAUCCACAUCAAGUAUUGAGUGGUGCGCGUGGUGGAAUUAUAUUUAUUAUAAUAGACAUACCAUCGGUGGACUAUAUAUCAUCACUUAUCACAAAUCAAGAUUUAGCCCUAUAUCAAAAAUCCGAAAAAGAUAUGGAACCUGGUGCUGUGAUCCACAUGUUGGGCAAUGGUGUGUUGGAGGACGAACGGUACAGAGCGUGGAUGAAAAAGUUUGGAGGAAAUACUCAGCAUAUUAUUGCUAACGGAGAGUACUGUCCACAACGAUUGAUAUUCAAUCACGCCGGUAAAAGCCAAUAUAAAUUGUCGAAACUGGAUUCUACGCAAUUUCGGAUUCCUUUCUAUUCAAAUGAACCGUUAAAGAACUUCAAAGAAGAUGGUGAUCAUAAUGUUGACAAAAGGCGGUUUCACUCAGUUCCAGACUUACCACGAAAAGUCACUACCUCUGCGCCUCUGUUAAUUUAUGACAUGGAACCAAAACCCAAGCUAGAUGCCACCCAAAUACCUCCACUAUUCGAUCUCAAGGAUCCAAAUUCAUCCGUCAUAAAGUCUGUAAAAUACCUGAGAGAUUAUCUCGCUAUUGCUCAACAGAUAAGAAAAGAAUUUGAUACGAAUAAGAUGCCUACUACAAAUAUACCGGGACAUGAUGUUACCGUAACGACACUCGGAACUGGAUCGAGUGCACCAUCGAAAUAUCGAAAUGUUAGUGGCAACUUGAUAACUAUCCCAAAGUAUGGCUCAAUUCUUUUAGAUGUAGGCGAAGGAACAUAUGGCACAUUGAUAAGACUUUUUGGCCCAUUAGGCAAAAAAGCGCAUGAUGGGAUGAUGACGCUAGAGGAAUGUAUUAAUGGACUAAAAUGUAUUUUCAUUUCUCAUUUGCACGCUGAUCAUCAUUUAGGAACGAUGCGAAUUCUAAAGAUAUGGAAUGAGCUUAACAAAGACAAGCCUAACUCUAGAUUAUCUAUUGUCGCCCCCGGGCGUCUGUUCAAAUGGUUAGACGAACAUAGCGACAUUGAAUACUUUGGAUUUCCUAAAAUGCAAUUCAUCGACAAUAGAGACAUAUUGCCAAACAGCCGUUACUAUAAUGUCAAGAAGAUAGAGAACCUAAAAAUGGAUUUAGGAUUGAAAGAUAUUACUUCGGUUGAGGUGAUUCAUUGUCCAUCCGCAUAUGGUGUCAGUCUGCAACAUUUGGAUGGGUGGAAACUUGUUUAUUCGGGCGAUACUCGACCAUGUGAUAAUCUGAUAAGAAUAGGCAAAAACGCCACACUAUUAAUUCAUGAAGCUACAUUCGAGAACGACUUGAUCGAUGAUGCACUCGGAAAACGGCAUUGUACAACCAGUGAAGCAGUAAAAGUGAGCGAAAGGAUGAAUGCGCAAUCGACGCUAUUCACCCACUUUAGUCAGCGGUACCCCAAAGUACCGGUAUUCACCGACGCGCACAAUCGUAUCGGCAUAAGUUUCGACAUGAUGCAGUUCCAACUAGGAGAUUUUUAUAAACUUCCGAAAUAUGUAAGGGCGUUGAAAGUUUUGUAUGGUGAUGAAUGCGAAGAAGCGAAAGAGGAUAGUGUCGAGGAUGUAUUGUUUGCGGGCAAGUAA